Messenger RNA from Drosophila subpulchrella, 1839 nucleotides. It is a transcript of the gene Traf-like, whose product is annotated as TNF receptor-associated factor 3. The record is from RefSeq and is a predicted model, not a curated record. Gene Ontology annotation, biological process: protein K63-linked ubiquitination; tumor necrosis factor-mediated signaling pathway; positive regulation of JNK cascade. Gene Ontology annotation, cellular component: plasma membrane signaling receptor complex; cytoplasmic side of plasma membrane. The coding region runs from base 319 to 1749 and encodes 476 amino acids. Lineage: Eukaryota; Metazoa; Arthropoda; Insecta; Diptera; Drosophilidae. The transcript has 6 exons. Gene Ontology annotation, molecular function: ubiquitin protein ligase binding; tumor necrosis factor receptor binding.
UUAUGGUCGGGAAAAGAGUUUGCCAAGUUAGUGGUCAAUACGAUUCGUUUGUUCUGGUUCUUUUUUUUUCGAAAUCGUACUCGUACCAUUUGAGGGUGCUAUCAGUUCGAGGUUGUCAUAUAGAUUUCACGGACGCCCUAAUGCUAACACAUGUGCAAAGCUAUAUCUAAACCACGUCUGUGUGCCGCGUAUGACUAUGCCGAAGGAAAUUCUUAAUCAUUUUCGGCUGAGUUUAGUGUGCAUAGGGCGGUUCUCGCAGCGCCAGAGAAUUUGAUUUAUUUUUGUACUAUACUAAAUCCAAUCAAGCCAAAUUAAAAUAUGUCAUUGACCAAGGGAUCGUCAAGGAGGGAUCUAUCAAAGGACUCCAAUCAGAAUCAGAACCAUAACCAUAACGACAGCCCCCCAAAAUCGACGACCAUAGUCAAGUAUGAGAAGUCGUCGUGCCUCUUCUGCAACGAAUGGUUCGAUGCCCAGACAUUCACGGAACACUUGAUCCACUGCGGCCAGGUGCUGGAGGAGUGUCCCAACGGCUGUCAGGCCUUCAUUCCCCGCAUCCGGAUGCGUUCCCACCAGAAGGAGUGUCCCCGCAUCAAUCUGCAGAACCAGAACGCCAACAAUAGGAUGAGUGUCAGCAUGGAUCGUUUGGAUCGACAGUCGGAUCAGCGCCUUCUGGUCAUCGAGCAGGAUGUGGGCACCAUUCGAUCCGUUCUCAACGAGGAGAUCCGCCAGCGUUUGCAUCUCAUCACCGAUGUGGGAAAUAUCCGGAAGCAGAACCAAGUCGUCGAGGAUUGGACCCGCGACACCGAGAAGGCGCUGGAGGAGCUCCGAAAUCAGAUGGACGAGGAAACCAAUCGCAGGGCCUUUGCCAUCGAACAGAACCAGCUAGAUGUCCAAUACUGCUGUGAUAUCACCCAGUCCUUGAAGGAGCAAGUCCAGUCGAGGCUGGACGAGGCUCAAAAGCUGAUUAACCAGCUUUCGGCGGACGUGACCUUUCACCAGAAUCAGCUGAACGAUAAUAUUCUUAAGCUGGAGGAGCUGAUCUUCGAAAAUGAGAGGCUCAACCGGGAAAAGUUCUUUCAGAUUGAGGAAUUUCUGCAACAGAUCAAUGAGGACAUCAAAACAAAGCUGGGCAAUAGUGACUACGUAACUUCGAAACAGGCCACAUUGGACUACGAAGUUAAGAAUGUCAAAAACAUUGUGUGCGAAACCGAAGAGCGUUGUGAUAAAUUGGAUAGAGCCCUCCACCAGACCAUGCAGAAUCUUUCUGAUUUGGAGGCCCAAAUGGCCAUGCAGCAGCGCAUCGCUAGUGUGCAGAACAUAAGAGGUCAUUUGAUUUGGCGUAUUAAGGACUACUCGAAGAAACUCGAAGAGUCGAAGCAAUACGACACCAUUCUCCACAGCACCAUGUUCUCCAAUAAAGCAUUUAGCUAUGCUCUUCGGCUGGAUAUUUUCCUAAACGGCAAGGGAACGUGGAAGGGUCGAAAUGUGAUCGCCUGUUUGAACGUUCUUUCCGGGGAGUACGAUCCACUUUUGGCCUGGCCCUGCCGUCUCCAGGCCGAGAUCAUCAUUCGGGAUCAGAACUCCAAUCUGGCGGAGGCGGAGGAUUAUAUCAAGACCGUAAACGUGCGCAAGAAGAGCGACGACUUUAUCCAGAGCAACCAGUACUUUCAUAUACCCCACAGGGUCAUCACCAGUCGCAACUAUAUUCGCAACGAUUCCUUGUUCAUUGAGGUUCGAGUUCUCAAAUGAUAUACUUAGUAUCAUACAUAGUUUGCCCAAAAUCGAUAAGAAAAAAUUCCAUUAAUAUACUACACACAUAUAUAUAAUAAUUUAUUCCAU